Molecule: messenger RNA, 3352 nt
Organism: Gekko japonicus
Lineage: Eukaryota; Metazoa; Chordata; Lepidosauria; Squamata; Gekkonidae
Product: cytosolic phospholipase A2 epsilon-like
Exons: 21
Coding region: 1-2628 (875 amino acids)
Biological process (GO): glycerophospholipid catabolic process
Cellular component (GO): cytosol
Molecular function (GO): calcium ion binding; calcium-dependent phospholipid binding
Source: RefSeq, a predicted model, not a curated record
AUGUCUCCUGCUGCCCCCAGCCAUGCCCUUACCUGCUGGCCCAGCAAUGGGCAUGGAGGUGGAGGCUGCAUGGCUGGAGCACAGCUGGAGUGCUUGUUAGCCACCUCGCUAAGUAUUAAUCACACCAACCUGCUGGCCAGCCCCGUAGCUACAGCUAUCAAAGUUGGGGGUGUAAGAGAUUUCCAGACUGCUGCGAUUGUCAGCCGUGCUGUGGCAAGGAGGAUUGAGGUACAGGUUCCUACCUUCUAUUUGCUCACCGUCAGAGUUAUAAGAGUUAGAAAUCUUCAAAACGCUGAUGUAUUGAGCCCAAGUGAUUGUUAUGUAACGCUGAGGUUACCGACAGCUUGCAUGGAUGAUGCCCGAACCAAAACCUUCUCAAACAGCAGCAAUCCAGUCUGGAAUGAAACUUUCUUCUUUAGGCUCCAGAGUAUAGUUAAGAACAUCCUAGAACUAAAAGUAUGUGAUGACGAUAGUCCUUUCAAUGAUGACCAGCUUUGCACAGUUCUUUUUGAUACAUCUUAUCUCCAGCCCGGAAAAACACUUUGCUACAGUUUUGCAUUGAAUGGAAAGACUGAUGAGCGGCUGGAAGUGGAGUUCACCAUGGAAUGCAUGCAAAAUACGGUUGAACGCCUUGCUACAAAUGGUGUACUGGUGUCUCGGGAACUUUGCUGUUUAAAAGUAGAAGUGUGUGGAAGACGAAGGAGGAAGACAAGGCAAAAGCGAUAUUUCACAUUUAAAGUGAAAGGGUCUGGUGAAGACACUCAGGACAUUGUACUACAUUCACGAUCCCCAGUUUCUACUGUGUUCCAUUAUACCAAGUACUGUCAUCCCCAAAUGGAAAUUCUGCUGCCAAAGAAUUCCAUUUCUUCAUGUUGUUCCUCAAAUAAGGGAAUAAAGGAUUCUAUGACUGUACCUUUGAAUCGACUAACCACGGGAGAGAGAGUAAGAAUAGCACAUGACAAAGCUUAUGAUAUAUUUGUGACACCAGAAAACUGUCAGAAGGACCUAGAUGUGCGCUUGGGAUAUGAUCUAUGUGCAGAGGAGCAGGAUUUCAUCUGUAAGCGGAAGAGAUACGUUGCUGCUGCGUUGAAAAAACUUCUACAUCUAAAAGAAGAUCUGUAUGAUGAUGAGGUCCCAAUAGUGGCUGCAAUGACAACAGCAGGUGGCGUGAGAUCAAUGACAGCGAUGUAUGGCAGUGUACGAGCUCUUCAGAAGCUGAAUGUCCUGGACUGCAUUUCAUAUAUUACUGGUUUAUCUGGCACAACAUGGACUAUGGUAAAUUUGUAUGACGACCCAGAGUGGUCAAGCAAGGAUAUAGAUGGUCACAUUUGUGAAAUUCGACAACAUGUGGUGAAAAGUAAAUUGUGCUGUUUUUCUGGGAAGAACUUGAAAUACUAUGGAAAAGAAAUGUGCCAGAGGCAGCAAGAGGGUCACAAGAUAACAUUUUCAGAUCUCUGGGGACUCUUUAUUGAAACCAUGCUUCGUGAUAAGCCAAAUCCCCACAAACUCUCCAGUCAACGACAGGCAGUGAAUUGGGGUCAGAACCCUCUCCCCAUCUACCUUGCUCUUAAUGUCAAAGAAAGUUAUAGCACUCUUGAUUUUAAAGAGUGGGUAGAGUUCACACCCUAUGAAGUAGGAUUCCCAAAAUAUGGAGCAUUUGUUCGAGCUGAAGAUUUUGGAAGCGAGUUCUUCAUGGGUCAUUUAAUAAAGAAGAUCCCAGAAUCUCGACUCUGCUACUUGGAAGGCACGUGGAGUAAUAUAUUUUCCCAGAAUAUGCUGGAUGCCUUAUAUUUAUCAGAAAAUUCAGAGGACUUCUGGCACACAUGGACGAGAGACAGAGUGAUUGAUAUUGAUGAAAAUACUUAUCCUACUCUUCCUAAGAGGCCAAAUGUGCAACGAACACGGCUCUUCAUCCCCAGUGGAAGUCUCAGCAAAGUGCUUAGAGAUGUUGUAACGAUGCGCCCAGUGGUUUCACAUUAUCAUAAUUUUAUGAAAGGCCUGCAGAUGAAUAAUAAAUACUUAGAGAACCACUGCUUUUCUACCUGGAAAGAUACUGUACUAGAUUCUUCUCCCAAUCGACUGACUGAGACACCAGACUAUCUGGAACUUGUAGACACGGCUUUCUUCAUCAAUACUAGCUGCCCACCUCUUCUGAGGCCAGAGAGGAAAGUGGAUCUUAUUUUGCAUUUGAAUUACAGUGGAGGAUCACAGACAUUGCCAUUGGACUUAUCUAUGAAGUACUAUGCAGAGCAGGGUAUCCCAUACCCCAAGACUGUGCUGAGUGAAGAAGACAGGCAGCAUCUCAAGGAGUGCUAUCUCUUUGAUGAGGCGGACAAUCCAAAGGCUCCUAUAGUGCUGUAUUUCCCACUGGUAUGCGACACUUUUCAAAAAUACAAAGCACCUGGUGUGGAACGCAGUCCUGAUGAGAUGGAGGAGGGCGAAGCUGAUGUUACCAGCACUAUAUUUUCCCCUUAUGCCACUGGUUUGGUGCAGUAUACAGAGGAGGAUUUCAACAAGCUGUUGAAUUUGACCAACUACAAUAUCCUCAAUAAUGAACAUAUGGUUCUGCAGGCUCUCCGUAUUGCCGUGGAGCGAAAGAAACGGCAGAAAAGGGAGUCUUUAUUUUAAUCACGUUAACCAUCUCAGAAUGCAUUUUCCUUAUUUUCUGGCUGUGGAAGCUACCGGAGGUGUUGGCCAGUAUUGCAUAUUUUUGCUGUUGGCCAGUAUUGAAUAUUUUUGCUGUUGGCCAGUAUUGCAUAUAGCUAAUGUUGUUAUUUUAUGUCAUAUAUACAAUACCUCAAGUGUGCAAAGGGCUGGACUUUGGAAUGGAAGUCCUGAACUGUGGCUAGGAUUGCCAGCCAGACUUGGCAACCCACUGGGAAGAUUUUAGGGGUGGAGAGAAGCACAUCAAUAUCGUGCAAGCAUGCGAUUCCACUUCUAGUGAAAACCAGAAGGGACGUCAUGACAUUGAAAGAAACUUUCUAGGUAUUGCUCAAAACUCUGUCGUUAAAUCACAGCAUCACCUGUGAUGCCUACAGCAUCCUCUUUGAUGUGAUAACCAUGUGCACCCCUCAUUUCCCCCAUUUUUUUCUGGCAGCCUUUGAGGCACUGGCUAGAAGAGGGGGAAAUCAUGCCCCCCCCCCGCAGUCCUGGCUCACAGGGGAGCAUGGAGAUUUGCAUUUGAAGUAUACAUUCUCAUGUAAAGGGGGAGCUCCUAGGACCAUUAAGUCAUGAGUUUAAAAAAAAAUAACGUAAUGGCACCAUUGAUAAGAAACUGCAUUCCAUCAGUUUAGGCCUGAAAAGUAUGCAGACGGAGAGUGAUUUCAGCUAAGCAUACCUUUAUUUAGUUCAG